AUGACGGCAGUUCCAAUCUGAAUCUCAAUAAGCGAACAACGUAAAGUGAAAAACAGCAAUCAUGACCAUUGAAAUCAACACACCCGAUAAAUUGGAGUACCAGUUCUUCCCGGCCAGCGGUGGAGUGUUCACCUUCAAGGUGCGCUCGCCCAAGGAUGCCCAUCUGGCUCUGACCCCCUCCCCACAAGAGAGCGGACCCAUCUACGAGAUCUUCCUGGGCGGAUGGGAGAAUAGCAAGUCGGUGAUCCGCAAGGACCGCCAAAAGCCCGAGUUGGUGGAGGUGCCCACGCCCGGGAUUCUGGACGCCGGAGAGUUCCGCGGCUUCUGGAUUCGCUGGUACGACAAUGUCAUUACUGUGGGUCGUGAGGGCGAUGCUGCCGCCUUCCUCUCUUACGAUGCCGGAGACCUGUUCCCGGUGAACUUUGUCGGCAUCUGCACGGGCUGGGGUGCCAGCGGUACCUGGUUGUUGGAUGACUCUGCCCCAUCGGCCCCGGCCAUGGGCUUUGCUGCUCCAACGGGCAGUGGUCCCGGAUGCUGGGUGCCAGCCGCCAACGGAGAGGUGCCACCAAAUUCCAUGCAGGGAGGAUUCGACGGAAGCGAGCAGUUGUACAUUGCUCGCGCACGCCAUGAGGGUGAUCUGAUUCCCGGCAAGCUGCAUCCUUCGCACGGGGUCACCUACAUUGCCUACGGAGGCGGCGAGCACGGACACGGCGAAUACGAGGUCCUGUGCGCCGGCGGCGGCCAAUGGGUCCCCGUCGAGGCUGGCAACAUUCCACCCAACGCGCUGCCCGCCGGCGAGACUGCCGAAGGUGAGCCCCUGUUCAUCGGCCGCGCCACCCACGACGGCACCAUAACCGUGGGAAAGGUUCAGCCCUCUCACGGCUGCUGCUACAUCCCCUACGGCGGCGAGGAGCUGGCCUACAAGGAGUUCGAGAUCUACGUCGCCAACUAAAUCUGGGAUACCCUUUGGGAAUCUCGGAAUCUCUGAGGAAACACGCACUGAAUCACAAUUGUUUAUCUGCGCGGCUUACAGUUCAACUGGACGCAUAAAUUAUGGAUUAUAUUUA
Molecule: messenger RNA, 1067 nt
Organism: Drosophila persimilis
Lineage: Eukaryota; Metazoa; Arthropoda; Insecta; Diptera; Drosophilidae
Product: C3 and PZP-like alpha-2-macroglobulin domain-containing protein 8
Exons: 3
Coding region: 62-952 (296 amino acids)
Source: RefSeq, a predicted model, not a curated record